UGUACACUUCUGGCAUAGGCUAACGUCUGCACGUGUUGUGUGUGUGUCUGUAGAGAAUAGACUUUACGUUUGUUUUCAUUUAUAGAGUAGUCUUUUCAUUUAUGACCGACAGGCGAACCUGAGUAAUUUUUAACAUGGCAGUGGCAAUGCAGGAGAAGGGCAGAGGGCUGAGAUUUGCCGAGCAGCAGCUGCUCCGCCACGGCUGGGAGCAUGGAAAGGGCCUAGGAAAAGGCGAGAACGGCAUCUCCGAGGCAAUCAAAGUCAAAGUGAAAUGUGACAAGAGAGGGGUUGGCCAUAAAGAAGGUGAGCAGUUUACGUUUCACUGGUGGGAUCACGUGUUUAAUAAAGCCUCUUCCAAUUUGGCUGUGGAGUCAGGUCAGGAUGGUGUGGUGCUGAAGAAAGUAGAAGAAGAAGAGGAGGAGGGAAUGAUCUCAAAUAAGAAGCCACGCAAAGCCAGCUUAAACAAGUCUUCACUCUAUGGAUGUUUUGUUAAGUCAGCCACUCUGCUCUCAGGGCAAGAACAUCCUGAAAGUAGAUCAUUCAGCUCGGAUGACAGCAGCAGCUCAGACGAUGAGAAGUUAGACCUUUCCAGCACCACCAAGUUGUCUGAUAAAGCGUUGAUGAAAGCCUGUGGAGGACGCACCGCACAUAAAGGUGCCAGGCAUGGCUUUACAAUGAGUGCCAAACUAGCCAGACUGGAGCAGCAAGAGCAGGAGUUUAUGGCGAAGUAUGGCAAGAAGAUGCAGACAGCCAAAACCACAUCUCAAAAUGAAGAUCCUCCAUGCUCGACUGAGUCAAGUUGUAUGGUGGCUAAGACAAAACACAAGAAAUCAAAAAAGAAGAAUCUUGAACUCUUAGACAAUUGUGCCCAGGAGGGUGACACCAGUAGAGAAGUCGCUCAGAUCCAUCUUAAUGAUGCGACAUCAAAAAAGCAUAAGAAACGGUCAAAAGAGAAACCUUCAGAAAUGCCAGAUGUUUUAGUGGACAAUGAUGAGACGGUCAACUCUGAGAAAAAGAUAAAGAGAGAUUAUUUUAAAAAUGUGAUGGUUCCUUUAGAGGAAGUGAAUGGAUCCAUACUGCUGGAUGAAGAUCCUACAAAGACCUUUGAGCAGUGUGAGGGGAUUGUGGCAGCAGAGAUGGGUGAGACUGCACAUCCACUGACAGGUGACAGGGUGUCCAAGAAGGGAAAAAAGAAAAAGAAGAAACACUCUAAACAAAGGAGUGCUUUAGAGGAAGAACUGAGUGAGAACAAUGUGGUGGCCAGUGAAGACUUGGUAGAUACUAAAAUGAGUCAUGGACAGGAGCAGCAGGAAAAAGGCAGUUUUGUGCUUCAAUCUGAAUGCAACAGUGUCCCAAUGAAGAAGAAAAAGAAGUCCUCCAAAUCUAACAGAGAGGAAUCCUUAGCUACAGAACUUGAAUCCCCAUCUAUUUUAGAAUCCAGCACUAUAGAUAUGAGCAUUACAGCAGAGAAUAUGGAAACAGCUGCUAGAGAGAGAGAAAAAUCAAAAUCUAAGAAAAGGAAACUGCAGAGAGGAGGAUCAGAAUGAGGUGCUUGGAAAUGGGAUAUUAGAUGAACACACAGCAGAAAAAGAAGGGGGGGGGAAAGUCAUGAAAAGUAGUUUAACUUAUUGGAUUAUGUAAAUUGAAUACUUUGAAAUCAAGAGGCAUAAUAAGCAUCACUGGAAACAAUUUUUGAACACUGCUACCAAAGUGCCUUAACAAUCACUUUGUAUUUAUGGUCUGAUGGUGAUCUCUGAGGGUUCAGUGACACAUUCACUCAAUGAUCACAGAUUUGACAUUGCCUUAGUGCUUUAAAUGUGCUGUGACUUAUGAUUUGUUAUGCAUUGAGAACAUGUAUUAUUCUGAAAUUGGUAUUAUUACUUGUUCCUGCUUAUAUACAGCAAUACGGUAGGGCAGGAGACAUUAAUAUUAAUUGAAACAAAUCUACUUAGGUCCAUGACCAUGCUCAAUGCUCUUUUGUCACAAUCUAUGAUUCUAGUUGUGAAAUGAAUUGAAUUUUGAAAUUGGCCAUCAAUUAAAAAUAAGCAAUUUUGUUUACAAAUCCCUUA
Molecule: messenger RNA, 2069 nt
Organism: Pygocentrus nattereri (red-bellied piranha)
Lineage: Eukaryota; Metazoa; Chordata; Actinopteri; Characiformes; Serrasalmidae
Gene: gpatch4
Product: G patch domain containing 4
Exons: 8
Coding region: 135-1547 (470 amino acids)
Biological process (GO): regulation of ribosome biogenesis
Cellular component (GO): nucleolus
Molecular function (GO): nucleic acid binding
Source: RefSeq, a predicted model, not a curated record